This is a messenger RNA of Malurus melanocephalus (red-backed fairy wren), 6042 nucleotides long. Its product is annotated as vitellogenin-2-like. Gene Ontology annotation, biological process: lipid transport. Gene Ontology annotation, molecular function: lipid carrier activity. Lineage: Eukaryota; Metazoa; Chordata; Aves; Passeriformes; Maluridae. Bases 15 to 5831 code for a protein of 1938 amino acids. The transcript has 35 exons. The record is from RefSeq and is a predicted model, not a curated record.
AUAAAAGUCUCACCAUGUCUGGCAGAGCCCCAUUCGCCUUCACUAUGAGGGGAAUCAUACUUGCACUAGUGCUCACCCUCGUAGGUAGUCAGAAGUUYGAUAUUGACCCUGGAUUCAGUAGCAGAAAGAGCUACUUGUACAGUUAUGAGGGCGUGGUGUUGAAUGGGCUUCAAGAAAAGAAUUUAGCCAAAGCCGGYGUGCGCCUGAGCAGCAAACUGGAGAUCAGUGGGCUGUCGGAAAAUGUUUACCUCCUCAAGAUCCGCUCCCCACAGUUCGAGGAAUACAAUGGCAUCUGGCCCAAGGAUCCAUUCACUCGAUCUUCCAAAAUCACCCAGAUGGUUUCCUCAUGCCUUACCCGGCCCUUMAAGUUUGAAUACAGCAGUGGACGGGUUGGAAACAUUUAUGGCCCAGAAGACUGCCCUGAUACUUGCAUUAACAUAGUGAGAGGAAUACUGAACAUGAUUCAGUUAACCAUCAAGAAGGCACAGAAUGUCUAUGAGUUGCAAGAGGCUGGAAUCGGAGGUGUUUGCCAUACAAGGUACGUCAUCCAGGAAGACAGGAAGAACAGCCGAAUGUCUGCAACCAAAACUGUGGACCAGAAUAACUGCCAGGAAAAAGUGGUGAAGAGUCUUGGAAUGGCUUACAUCUACCCCUGCCCUGUUGAUGUGAUGAAGGAAAGGCUCAUCAAAGGGACCGCAGCUUUCUCCUACAAACUGAAGCAGACAGACAGCGGCACCCUGAUCACAGAGGUGGUGUCUCAGCAGGUGUACCAGAUCUCUCCACUCAGUGAACCCACYGGCGUCGCUGUCACGGAAGCAAAACAGCAGCUCACCUUGCUGGAAGUGAGGAGUGAACGGGGGAGCUCCCCAGACAUCUCCAUGAAGAACUACGGAGGUCUGCGUUACCAGUUCCCAGCAGCACUGCCACAGAUGUCAGUGCAGCUCAUCAAGACAAAAAACCCUGAGCAACGGAUAAUGGAAACCCUGCAACACAUAGUCCUGAACAACCAACAGGAUUUCCAUGAUGAUGUUCCAUACCGAUUCCUGGAGCUCGUCCAGCUCUGCCGCACAGCAAGCGCUGACACCCUUGAGUCCAUCUGGAGACAAUGCUCAGAUAAACCCCGCUACAGGCGAUGGCUGCUGAGUGCAGUUACUGCGACAGGCACCACAGAAGCGCUCAAGUUCAUUAAGAGCAGAAUCCGCAGCGAUGACCUGAGCUACCUUCAGGCUCUGCUAAGUGUUCCCCUUGCUCUCCAUUUGACAAAAGCUGAUGAGCACACUGUUCCAAUAGCAGCAGACUUAGUGACAAGUUCUCGAAUCCAGAAAAAUUCUGUGCUUCAACAACUUGCCAGCUUGGGAUAYAGUUCUGUGGUGAAUAGAUACUGUUCUCAGAUCUCAGCUUGUCCUAAAGAAGCCCUGCAGCCCAUCCAUGACCUGGCAGACGAUGCCAUCAGCAGGGGCCGUGAGGACAAAAUGAAAUUGGCUCUGAAGUGCAUYGGCAACAUGGGAGAACCAGCCAGCAUCAAGCGCAUCCUCAAGUUCCUUCCCAUGUUUUCAUCCAGUGCUUCUGACAUCCCUGUCCACAUUCAGAUUGAUGCCAUAAUGGCCUUGAGAAAAAUCGCUUGGAAGGACCGAAAAACAGUGCAGGGGUACCUCAUCCAGAUCCUGGCUGAUGAGUCUCUUCCCCCUGAAGUGAGGAUGAUGGCUUGUGCUGUUAUCUUUGAGACAAGGCCUGCCCUUCCCUUAAUAACAACCAUUGCCAAUGUGGCCAUGAAGGAGAGCAAUCUGCAGGUGGCCAGUUUUGUGUAUUCCCACAUGAAGGCUUUGUCCAAGAGCAGCCUGCCAUACACAUACAACAUAUCUUCAGCUUGCAAUAUUGCCCUUAAGCUGCUGGCACCCAAACUGGACAGGUUGAGCUAUCGCUACAGCAAGGUCAUAAGUAUUGGUGGUUACUUGGAUAACUACAAAAUUGGUGCUGCUGGAGAUGUCUUUGUUAUGAACAGCCCAGGAACGAUGUUCCCAUCAGCAAUAAUUUCCAAGCUGAUGGCAUAUUCUGCAGGGUCGGUGGCUGAUUUGGUGGAGGCUGGUGUCCGUGUGGAGGGCAUCACAGACGUCAUCAUGAAACGAAACAUCCCGUUUGCUGAAUAUCCCACAUACAAAAAGAUCAAGGAGAUUGGAAAAGCUCUGCUGGGAUGGAAGGAGCUGCCAACAGAAACCCCCUUGAUAUCAGCCUACUUCAARCUCUUUGGCCAAGAGCUGGCCUACAUCAACAUCAAUAAGGAAGUGCUGCAGCAGGCUGUGAAGACCGUUCUGGAGCCUGCUGACAGGAGCACRGUGCUGAAGAGGCUCUCUGGCCAUCUGCGCAGCGGCGUGGCGGGGCAGUGGACACAGCCCSUGUGGCUGGGAGAGCUGCGCUACAUCCUCCCCACCUGCACCGGGCUGCCCCUGGAAUACAGCUCCUACCUCACUGCCCUGGCCAGGGCUGCCAUCAGCGUUGAUGGGAAGAUAACUCCCCCUCUAAGUGGAGAUUUUAGACCCUCACAGCUGCUUGAAUCCACUGUGCAGAUUCGUUCUGACAUAAACCCCAGUUUAUACAUACAGAAAGUUGCAACAAUGGGUAUCAACACAGAAUAUUUCCAGCAAGCYGUGGAGAUUCAAGGCAAGGUCCUGGCAAGACUGCCAAUGAAGUUUGAUGCCAAGAUAGACAUGAAGCAGAAAAAUAUUAAGAUUGAAACAAAUCCAUGCCAUGAGGAAACUGAGAUAGUGGUCGGAAGACAUAAGGCUUUUGCUGUAUCAAGAAAUUUAGGAGAAUUAGGUGUUGAGAAGAGAACCUCAAUUCUGCCAGGAGAUGCUUCAUCAAAUAUUGUGGAAGAACCUUUCAAACCAUCGGAUAAAGCUUCCACUGAAGAUUUCCCAAAGCAAGAAGCUGACAGCACGUCAAGGAAACAUGCCUAUAGCUCUCAGGAGGAUCUUCGCCACCUCAUGGGGAGAAAAGCUCAUAAACGAGGCAUUUGCAUCAAACUGCAUCAUCUUGGGUGUCAGCUCUGCUUUUCCAGGAGGUCACGAGAUGCCAGUUUCCUAAAAAAUACCUAUUUGCACAGAUUAAUUGGAGAGCACGAAGCUAAAAUAGUCUUGAUCCCAGUUGAAACAGAUGCUGGURUUGACAAAAUUCAGCUGGAGAUUCAGGCAGGAUCCAGAGCAGCUUCCAAAAUAAUUCAUGAAGUAAAUGCAGAGUCUGAGGAAGAGGGUGAAUCAUCUCUGUACGACAACAUYCAAGCCAAACUGAAGAAGAUUCUMGGCAUUGAAAAUGUCUUCAAGGUUGCAAAUAAAACACGACACCAGAAGAAGCGACCUUCAAAGAAAGAAAACACUGUGCUGACAGAGCUUGGGGCAGACCCCAAUACCAAAMAUCCCUCCAGCUCAUCUUCUGCCUCCUCAGCUGCUUCCUCUUCCUCAUCAUCUGCUGAGUCUCCUCGUAAAGAGGCUGGUGGUGAAGAUGAGAAUGAUCAAGAAAAGCAAGCAAAAAGCAAGGAUGCAAGCAGCAAGAGCAGCAGCAGUAGUGGCAGAAGUAGCAAGAGCAGCAGCAGCAAGAGUAGCAACAGCAAGAACAGCAGCAGCAGCAGUGACAGAAGCAGCAAGAGCAGCAAGAGCAAGAGCAGUAAGAGCAGCAGCAGCGAGAGUAGCAACAGCAAGAGCAGCAGCAGCAGUGGCAAAAGUAGCAAGAGCAGUAGCAGCAGCAGCAGUGGCAGAAGCAGUAAAAGCAGCAGCAGCAACAAAAGUAGCAGGAGUAGCAGCAGCAGCAGUAGUGGCAGAAGCAGCAAGAGCAGCAGCAGCAGCAGUAGCAGCAGUGACAGGAGCAGCAAGAGCAGCAGCAGUAGUAGUAGCAGUAGGAGCAGCAGCAGUAAGAGCAGCAGUAGAAGUGGCAAGAGCAGUAGCAGCAGCAGUAGUAGCAGUAGAAGCAGCAGGAGCAGCAGCAGUAGCAGCAGCAGCAGCAGUAGAAGUGGCAAGAGCAGCAGCAGCAGCAGUAGUAGCAGUAGCAGUAGCAGCAGUAGUAGCAGUAGAAGCAGCAGCAGCAGCAGGAAGUCAUCGAGCCAUCAUAGCCAUGGGCAUCACUCAAAGCAUGUGAAUGGCAGCAGCAGCAGCAGCAGCAGCGAGUCACGGAGCCACCACAGCCAUGAACAUCAUUCAGGACACCUGGAAGGUGGCAGCAGCAGCAGCAGCAGCAGUGCAUAUUCCAAAACAUGGGAAGCCCAUGAGAUUUAUCAGUACCGCUUUAAAUCAGCRCACAGACAAGAGUUCCCAAAAAGAAAACUUGCAGAUGGCCAAAUCAGCAGCGAGCAUUCCUCUGCCAGAUCCAGUCGUGCCUCCUCUCGAGCUGCUUCAUGGCCCAAGUUUUUGGGAGAUGUUAAAGCACCAGUGUUAGCUGUUUUCCUGCAUGGCAUCCGUGAUGACAAGAAGGUAGGAGGUCUCCAGCUGGUGGUGUAUGCUGAUGUUGACUCCAUCAGGCCCCGGGUGCAGGUAUUUGUGUCCAACCUCACCGAUUCAAGCAAGUGGAAGCUCUGUGCUGAUGCUUCGGUCCUCAAUGCUCACAAGGCAGCGGCUUACCUGAAAUGGGGRCGGAAUUGCCAGGACUACAAGGUCUCGUCGGAGCUGGUAACGGGGCGGUUUGCUGCCCAYCCUGCUGUACAAGUGAAACUGGAGUGGCCCAAAGUUCCUUCCAGUGUCAGAUCCAUAGCAGAAUGGUUUUACAAGUUUGUCCCUGGGGCUGCAUUUAUGCUGGGGUUCUCUGAAAAAAUGGACAAGAAUCCUUCUCGACAAGCCAGGGUGAUCAUGGCUCUAACUUCUCCAAGGACAUGUGAUGUUGUUAUCAAGCUUCCUGAUAUUACCCUCUAUGAAAAAGCCAUGAGGCUCCCCCUGUCACUUCCUGUAGGUCCAAGGAUACCAGCUUCAGAGCUGCAGCCUCCCAUCUGGAACGUCUUUGCUGAAGCCCCUUCUGCAGUGCUCGAGCAUUUGAAAGCUCAAUGCUCARUUUCCUACGACAAGAUCACAACCUUUAAUGAAGUUCAGUUUAACUACACAAUGCCAGCAAACUGCUACCACAUCGUGGCUCAGGACUGCAGCUCUGACCUGAAGUUCCUGGUGAUGAUGAAGAAUGCAGAAGAAGCUGUGAACCUGAAAGCAAUCAACAUCAAGCUUGGCAAUCAUGAGGUGGACAUGCGCCCUGCGAGCGGCCGCCUGAAGCUGCUGGUGGAUGGGGCCGAGAGCCCGGCAAACGUUUCCUACACAUCUGCUGGUGCUACUCUGUGGAUCCACAGUGAAAAUCAAGGGCUUGUACUUCGYGCCCCAGCCUAUGGCAUUGAUAAAUUGUACUUUGAUGGAUACACAUUCAGGAUUCAAGCUGCUUUAUGGAUGGCAGGGAAAAUGUGUGGACUGUGUGGAAAAUAUGAUGCAGAAUGUGAACAGGAAUAUCGGAUGCCCAAUGGAUAUGUUGCUAAAAGUGCAGUGAGCUUUGGGCACUCUUGGAUUUUGGAAGAAAAGCCUUGUAGAGGAGCCUGCAAGCUGCGGCGCUCCUUUGUGAAGCUGGAGAAGACGGUUCAGCUCGCCGGCGUCGAGUCCAAGUGCUAUUCCACAGAGCCCGUGCUGCGCUGCAUGAAGGGCUGCUCUGCCACCAAGACUACUCCAGUCACUGUGGGCUUCCACUGUCUYCCUGCUGACUCAGCCACCAGCCUGACAGACAAGCAGACGAAGCUGGACCAGAAGUCAGAGGAUAUGAAGGACACUGUCGAUGCACACACAGCGUGUUCUUGUGAGCACGAAGACUGCACUGCGUGAAGCUCUAUGGGGGAAACAGCACGGGAGAAAACAGAAAUACUUUCAUGUUUUUAUUGUGUAAAAAACCUUGYCUUAAGGACUAAUAGAGAUAGUAAAUUAAGUACUUGAGGAUGUGUGGAAUCUUCCCAAGUAAUUUAAAGUAUUAAACGUUAUUAUUGUAGAAAUGUUAUGAUUGCACAUAAAGAUCUGAUUUCAUAAUAAAUCCAUGCAU